This is a messenger RNA of Chrysemys picta bellii (western painted turtle), 3854 nucleotides long. RefSeq names its product dynein axonemal assembly factor 5 (gene DNAAF5). NCBI's taxonomy places the organism in Eukaryota, Metazoa, Chordata, Testudines, Emydidae. Gene Ontology annotation, biological process: outer dynein arm assembly; inner dynein arm assembly; cilium movement. Gene Ontology annotation, molecular function: dynein intermediate chain binding. The record is from RefSeq and is a predicted model, not a curated record. Gene Ontology annotation, cellular component: cytoplasm.
AGCAUUUGUUUACUGCCGUGAAAGCGGCCGCUAGACGAGCAGAGUCCUUAGUAACGGGCCGCAGCGAGCGGCCCGAGCCUCCCUAGCGACGAUCCAGCAUGGCUGAGGACGGGGCUUCGGGUGACCACCUCCUGGCCGCGGACGUGGUCAAGGCGCUGGGCCGGCACCUGCGCGGCCUGCAGGAGCCCGACCGGGAUGCGCGGCUGCGGGCUCUGCGCGCCAUCCGGGCCGAGGUGCAGGAGCGGCCGCUCUCGGCCCUGGUGCUGCAGGAGGUCUUCGCCAAGCAGCUGCUGCGGCCGCUGGUGCGGUGCCUGGUGGGGGAUCCGGCCGAGCGCUGCCGGGAGCUGGCCGUCCAGCUCACCUGCCACGGCCUGCGUCACGGCGGCCGACCCGCUGAGGCCCUGUCCUGCUUGCUGCCGGCCCUGGCCCAGCGCCUCUGCUCGCCGCAGGGGCAAUCGCACGAGCCCUGCGAGGAGCUGCGCCUGGCCCUGAUCCAGCUCCUGAGCCUCCUGCUGGAGCUCUGCGAGGCCGCCCUGGCCCCCUACCUGCCCGAGAUCAUCCGCAUCCUGCAGGCCACCCUCCUCGACCCCUACCCCGAGGUCAAGCGUGAAAGCUGCAGGUGUGCGGCCGCCAGCGCCAGGGCUAUGCCAGAACACUUUCAUAUGCAGUCAGAAUUUUUGAUAAAACCCUUAAUGCAAACAGUUUCACACCAGCACUUCCGAGUCCGUGUUGCUGUGAUUCAGGCCACAGGAACGGUGAUACAGUUUGGCAACGGAAGGUCUGUAGAUGAUGUUCUCUCUCAUCUGGCCCAGCGACUUUUUGAUGAGAUUCCUCAGGUUCGGCGAGCUGUUACUAGUGUUGUUGGAGAAUGGCUAUUGCACCUGCGGGAUAGAUAUUCUUACUUUCACAAGUUGAUUCCUUUAUUACUCAGCAGCUUUACUGAUGAAAUGUCUGAGAACAAGCAACUGGCUGUGAGCUAUUGGGAGAGGAUAGGCUUGCAGUGGGAAAAAGAGAAUGAAGAAGACCUUAAGGAUAAGCUUGACUUUUAUUCAGCACCAUCUCAUUAUCCUGAAGGAGUGGUUCGACCAGAAUUGGGAUGUCGGGAGCUUGUUACAAGAAACCUCUCCAAAAUUCUUCCAGGUCUCUGUCACGAUGUAACAGACUGGGUUGAAGGCACCAGAAUAAAAGCAUCUCAGCUUCUGUUUAUAUUGUUGCUACAUGCAGAGGAUCACAUUACACAGCAUAUGGAGCUACUGCUUAGAACUUUGUACCGAGUAUGCUUAGAUGAAGAGAAUAAUGUGGUUAGAAAUUGUGUGAAAGCAGCAGAGUUGAUUGGAACAUUUGUUAGCCCUAAGGUAUCUCUGAAGUUACUGAUGUCAGCCCUUGAAAAAACACCUAUGCCUUCUUAUCUCAUGAUUCUAGCUGCAGUGAUACGAGGUUGCCCAAGACAAGUCUUAAAGCCUCAUUUGUCUUAUCUUGCCAACACACUCUCACAACCUGAGAUCUGUCAGCGAUCUGAAGAGAACUUUUAUAUGGAACAAUUGCUUUGUUGCGUACAAGCGAUAACUGAAGUGUGCCAAGAAGACUGCAAAGAAAUUAGCCUGCAGCUAAUGAAAGUUUUGGUGACAAUAAUGGCAAUACCACGCAUCGAACAUCUUCAUGAAAAGGUAGAGGCAUCAAUGUGUUCAUUAGCUCAGGUGCAACAUUUGAGUGGUUUUCUUGAUCUCUAUAAACAACAUAUAGAUCAGCUUAUGGAAUGGGUAUCUGUAUCGCAUGAUCGCUGGAACUGCUAUUCUCCAGAAGUAUUCCAGUUAGAUGUCAUUGCCAAUCAUUCAGGUCCUAUAAUAGGUGAAGCCCUUCAAGAUUUCAUUCUCAUCCUUAAGACGUGUCUUCAGCCAACCAAAGACCCACUAAUGCGCUUAAAGAUUUUCACUAUUUUAUCACAGUUGCUCCAGAAAGCAAAUGAGACCAUCAACUCUCAGGGGCAGUUUCUUAGCUACCUUGAGAUCGUGAUAAAAGACAUAUUGGCUCCUAAUCUGCAGUGGCAUGCUGGAAGAACAGCAGCUGCCAUCCGCACUACAGCUGUAUCAUGCCUUUGGGCUCUUAUUUACAGUGAAAUGCUUUCAUCAAAAGAGAUUUUUAAACUAGAAGAUGCACUGAUGCCUCAGGUAAUCGCCACAUUGGAUGAAGAUUCUAAAAUGACUCGAUUAAUGGCUUGUCGCAUUGUCAGUGUUAUUUUAAAUAUCUGUGGGAAGCAGUUUGAUCUAGAUAAACUCAACAACAUUUAUCCUGAACUCUUAAAGCGGCUGGAUGAUGCUGCACACGAUGUACGACUGGCAGCUGCUCAAGCCUUAACUAACUGGUUUAAAUGUAUAAGAAAUGAUGAUGAAAAAACUGUACUUAAAAGUAAUAUUGAGUUUCUUUACCGAGAACUGUUGAUUCAUCUGGAUGACCCUGACCAAAACAUCCAACGGGCAGUCUUAGAAGUUUUAAAAGAAGGAAGUGUUUUAUAUCCAGAAUUACUGGUGACAGAAAUAGAAGCAGUUGAACAUAAGCAUCGAACUCCAGCGUACUGUAAUCAGCUACUACAGCACGUUCAGUCAAGCGGGGAGUAGAAUUUCUGAAUCAGGAGUGGCAACGUUGUCUCUAAAGAGCCUUGUUUGAACUUUAUAUGAACUGGAAUUGUCUCAUUUUCAACUCUACAAUUAAAAUAAGUUGAGCAAUAGAUGUGUGGCUCCUUUGCAAAUAGUGUCUUCUUUAAAAGUGAAAUCAACACAGUCUGACCGCUUGCAUUGCAAUUUCAACAGGACUGUGCAUACUUACAAUUAGUCAUACAAAACAGAAUGUUUUAAUUGAAUUCAUUCCUUAUUGAAAGUAUUUGGGCUGGGGCAAGAAUGCUCUUUGUGAAUUUAUCCAUCAAUAUUUAUUGUUGAGAAAGCUAACUUAUUUUACAAACUAACCUCUGUGUAAUGUACCCUCAGGCCUAAAAUUGUAUUAGUGAAGCUCAUGUAGGCCUCAAUCCUGCAAGCUGCUGAGUACCUCAAGCUCUGGGAAUUGCUCAACACCUUGCACAGCAUCAAGCCCUGCCAUUGCUACCCAUGCUCAAUUUAAAUUGCAUCAAGCAACAGAAUUUUUACACCAUUUUGUGUACUGAUGCUCUUAAAGUACUGGAUUAGUUAAAAGCAGAGCAGCUGACCCAGCAAACACCGCAGAGUGACAAGCUUAUUUCUUAGAGCAGCGCUAUUCAAAUUAAAGGUAUAUUAGUCACAUAAGCAUCAUACUUGACAGCAUUUGCAGAAUAGGACCCUUAGUUUGUUGUAACUAGCAUUCUCCGUUGUAACUAGCAUCACAUUUUGCAAUUUUUAAAAUAAAACCAUUAACCCAGAGGGGAAAAAGUUUAUUUUUCCACAGUACUUGUAAAUUGAGUGAAUCUCUUGCAGUAUAUAAAAUGAGCCUAUACUAUUCUGAGCACAUAUGUCUUUUAAAAAAUGCUUCGUAUUGUCACGGUAUUGCACUGUCUGAAUAGAGAAGAAUUUAAUGAGAAUAUAUUUAGAAAUAUAAGAUAAGGAAUUAAGGAUUUUACAGGACAUUAAAAACAAUGCUCUUUUGUUACAAAAAUAUACUUAGAUCAAUAAUAUUUUUAUUUUUGUACUCAUUAAUUACAUGGCAUCUGUAUUUUUUAUUGUUUACACUGUAGUGCCUUAAACGAACAAGAAUUUUGUCUUUGGGUAUCGUGUUGAAUCUGAUUUCAGGUAACCGGUUUGGGGUUUUUUUUAAGAUUUUUUUUUUUAGUGUAUACUGUAUGGUUUCUUUCUGUAUGUUGAGCUGUAUAAUUAAAAACUAUAUUUACAGUG